This is a messenger RNA of Mollisia scopiformis, 1470 nucleotides long. Its product is annotated as PCI-domain-containing protein. Lineage: Eukaryota; Fungi; Ascomycota; Leotiomycetes; Helotiales; Mollisiaceae. Gene Ontology annotation, cellular component: proteasome regulatory particle, lid subcomplex. Gene Ontology annotation, molecular function: structural molecule activity. The transcript has 3 exons. The coding region runs from base 52 to 1323 and encodes 423 amino acids. Gene Ontology annotation, biological process: ubiquitin-dependent protein catabolic process. The record is from RefSeq and is a predicted model, not a curated record.
AGCUCAAACAACCCUUCACAAACAUUCACAAUCGUAUCUCCACACGACAAGAUGGCACCAGCAGAUUCUUCCCGGAUAGUGGAGGCACAGAAGCUCACGAAGACGAACCCGAGGGAGGCCGAAGCAAAAUACAAGGAGAUCAUUUCGAAGCCGCCAUCAGCAACUUCGGAUGCCGCUGUACGAGAGUAUGAGACGGCUUUAGUCAGUUUAGGAGAGCUAUAUCGGGAUCAAAAGAAAGCCGAUGAAUUGGUGGAGCUCAUUACAACGAGUCGGACAGUACUGUCAUCCUUUGCAAAGGCAAAGACUGCAAAGUUAGUGCGACAACUCCUUGAUCUCUUCCAUGGCAUUCCCAGCUCCACCGAUACCCAAAUCUCCGUCACGAAGUCAUGCAUCGAAUGGGCUACCUCCGAACGACGAGGCUUCCUCCGACAGAAUCUCGAGACUAGGCUUGUCCAACUCUACAUGACCAAAGCUUCCUAUUACGAUGCCCUUACACUCAUCAACAGCCUGCUGAAGGAAUUGAAGCGCCUUGAUGACAAGCUCGUGCUCGUGGAAGUCCAGCUUCUGGAGUCGCGUGUUUACCAUGCUUUAGGGAAUGUAGCUAAAGGUCGAGCUGCACUGACCAGUGCCCGAACAUCAGCUGCAUCUGUUUACACACCACCUCUUCUGCAAGCUGGACUAGACAUGCAAUCUGGAAAGCUGCAUGCCGAAGACAAGGAUUUCAAUACAGCCUUCUCCUACUUCAUUGAAGCUCUCGAUGGAUAUCACACUCAAGAUGAACCCGAGAAAGCCACAGCUGCGCUGCAAUACAUGCUUCUCUGCAAGAUCAUGCUCAACCUCGCGGACGAUGUCAAUCAAUUGAUGACUUCCAAGCAAGCAGUCAAAUAUGCAGGCAAGAAUCUCGAAGCUAUGAAGGCCGUAGCACGAGCACAUUCCAACCGCUCCCUCGAAGAAUACGAGAAAGCCCUUGGCGAUUACCGUCACGAGCUCGGCAGUGACCCUUUCAUCCGCAACCACCUUCGCCGUCUCUACGACGCGAUGUUGGAACAGAAUCUCAUCAAAGUUAUCGAACCCUUCUCUCGUGUUGAGAUUGACCACAUUGCCAAGAUGGUAGGACUCGAUACUAUACAAGUAGAGAAGAAAUUGAGCCAAAUGAUCCUGGAUAAGGUUAUUAUUGGGGUCUUGGAUCAGGGCGCUGGCUGUUUGAUUAUUUUCGAUGAGACGGAGAGAGACGAGGGAUACGAUUCCGCGUUGGCUACCAUUGAGAAGUUGAGCAGUGUGGUGGAUGUGCUGUAUACCAACCAGGCAAGCAUGCUUGAGUAGAAGGCUGGGGCUGCUAGAUGAGAUGAGAGCAUGACAUGCAAACAUAUGCAUUGUAUCAUAGAGGCGCAGAUGAUGGAGGAAAUGAAAACAUGCUUUCGAUCCACGAAUCACUCACUGAACCGUGCAAUCAUGAGGACUUCAAGUAAU